Molecule: messenger RNA, 282 nt
Organism: Cooperia oncophora
Lineage: Eukaryota; Metazoa; Nematoda; Chromadorea; Rhabditida; Trichostrongylidae
Source: the annotation of a GenBank genome assembly
CUGCUUCAGGAACAGCUCGAACUCAACAACAGAACAGAACGUUUCAGAGAAGAGCUGAAAUACAACGUCACAACAUUUGUGACCGAAUUCCCGAAAGCUGUUGAGAAAUUUCUGAAUAUAACCCAGAACAAGAAUGUGACGCGCAAGGAAAUGAUGAGGCAGCUUAGCAAUAUGGAAAAAGAAAAUUUUGAGCUGUUUGGUGCGGUGAAGUCGGCUUUCCUGGCGCUCAGACCGUACCACUAUCCUCAACCAUCUCGAUUCUAUCAGUUCCGAAGAAAUUGA